This is a messenger RNA of Mucor mucedo, 1098 nucleotides long. RefSeq lists its product as uncharacterized. The record is from RefSeq and is a predicted model, not a curated record. The transcript is spliced from 4 exons. The coding region runs from base 1 to 1098 and encodes 365 amino acids. NCBI's taxonomy places the organism in Eukaryota, Fungi, Mucoromycota, Mucoromycetes, Mucorales, Mucoraceae.
AUGAUCUUCAAUGCCAAAUCAAUGAUGAAAAAGGAUUUUCGUAGACACGAAUUACGUAUAUCGAAUGGAAUCGAAUCGUACCACCAAAACUUGUAUAGGUUCAUCACUAAAGGAUCCCAUUUAAGUCAAGCUUUGCGUGAAAUUAUUAAGGUAUCAUGGAUCUACAGCGAUGAAAUGUUAGGCUAUUACAAUGAUGGUGUUAAGCCAAACUAUGGGUCCAAAAAGCGAUCAGCCACCUCAAAAAAAUUGAAUAAAAGCUUUUAUGAACUUAGUGAUAGUAGAGCUCCGGAUACCUUGAAUGCAAUCUACCGUACGCAAUCGUCAAGCUCCAAGAAAAAGAAGGUUGUUGAAAAGGCGUCUUCUGUUAAUCAAGGAACGAACUUUUACAAUGUAUUUGGAGUUGUUAAGGACAAUUACGACAUCGCUGACACUGAUGAAUACAUUCAAGUUGACGAAACUACAGUUGAUUUGGAAGACAUGAUUUUUACUGGAACGAUGGAAAAAGAAGUGAAGGAGAAGGUGUUCAAUGGGUUCAUUGUUAAUGAUCCCAGUCAAGAUAUCAUGGGGGGAGAAGAUUAUGUUGAUACGAAUGACAUUAGUGACAACGAGUCUGUAAAGUCUGUCGAAUCCGUAGAUUCGGUAAAACUAUUCGAAGAGCUUUAUGCUGAAGGUUAUGUUUCUGAAAGCGAUGUUAUUUUAAUGAGAACACACGGAAAAUCCGUGGACUUCGCAAUUCAGAACUUGAAGCAAUUGACGUACCAAGACUUUACAAGAAAGUAUGAUGAAGGUGGCCGUACCAGACCAAACAGAACAAAACAGCCUUUACACUUUUACAGUCACAUAAGCAUCAACACAAACAACUCCUGUUUCAUCGAUGCCACGUUUGAGCUUCUUUGGAACAGUGUAUUCCCUGCCAUCGACUUCUCUGGCUUGGAUUUUGAGUCGGAUGACAUUUUUGAUCAGAUUGAACCACAGUCCACAGACGUUUUGGACACUAAGCAUUGCUUAACUCGAGAGUCCUCGUCGAUGGCUAGAGAGUUUAUCCGGGCCAUUCCAAAGACUAAAGGAACUGGAUUUCAGUACCCUCGGGGUGAAUAA